Messenger RNA from Oncorhynchus masou masou (cherry salmon), 3577 nucleotides. RefSeq names its product myosin heavy chain, embryonic smooth muscle isoform-like. NCBI's taxonomy places the organism in Eukaryota, Metazoa, Chordata, Actinopteri, Salmoniformes, Salmonidae. The transcript is spliced from 15 exons. The record is from RefSeq and is a predicted model, not a curated record. The coding region runs from base 445 to 1122 and encodes 225 amino acids.
CAUAUACUGUCCAUUAGACUCUAUUCAUUUAUACCAGGUUACCUUCAGACCAGUCCUGUAUUAGAUCAGGAUAUAACUAGGAAUGACCCAUAUACUGUCCAUUAGACUCUAUUCAUUUAUACCAGGUUACCUUCAGACCAGUCCUGUAUUAGAUCAGGAUAUAAUUUAUUUAUACCAGGUUACCUUCUAUAACACUGAUGGGUCAACUGUUUCUCACAGAUGGUUUUAAUGGUUAUACUGUAUAUUAAUUUGUUUUAAAAACAUUAAAAAUAACUUUAAAUACUUUAGCUUUUUAAAGAUUAUUUUUGUAAUUAAUUUAUACAUUUGUUUUCUUUUUUGUCUACAGAGAAGAAGCGUAGAGAACUACUGGAAGAACAAGGAGCCAUAUUUGUGGACGUCCAUAAGGAUCAACUCAUUCAGAAGGUUACCAAGGUGAAGCCCAUCAUGUAUGAGCUGUUCUAUGAGUUGUACUGUGACAUCAGUAUCAAUGAGAUGACCCGCCAGGACCAGAUGAGACAGUUGUACCAGGCCCUAGAAGAAGCAAAAGACUCAAGGAGGGUGAAAUUAGACUUUUACAGGAUUCUCCUGGAUCUGGAAUCUAACCUUGUCAGAGACUUGGAUUCAAGUGAGGAAGUCCAUUACCUUUAUGAUCUUCAAAACCUGACUGGACAGCUGGAGGAGGUCAGAAAAGAAAACGAUUCAAAUGAGGAAGAACGUUACCUUUAUGAUCUUCAAAACCUGUCAAGACAGCUGGAGGAGGUCAGAAUAGAGAACGAUGAUCUUCAAAACCUGUCAAGACAGCUGGAGGAGGUCAAAGGAGAGAGGGAUGAACUCAAAGGAGAGCUGAAGGAGGUCAAAGGAGAGAGGGAUGAACUCAAAGAAGAACUGAGGAAAGCUAGAGAGACCAUCCAAUCCCUCUCCACCUCUCCAGGAGGUCAACAGGAAACACAGACUCCUUCCCAAAAGUCUAAGAGGAUUGAAGGGAUGGAGAUGAAGUCUUUACCUGGUUCAGGGUCUUUACCUGAGAAGAGGCCUUUACUGGGUCCUGGACCACAGAAUGAUGAUCUGGAUGAGAUGGAGAGGGGAGGAAGAGUUACUAUAGACAAUAACUCUAUGCUAUAGGGUUACUAUAGAGGGACUAUAACUCUAUGCUAUAGGGUUACUAUAGAGAGACUAUAACUAUAGAGCUGAGUUACUAUAGAGAGACUAUAACUAUAUGCUCUAGGGUUACUAUAGAGAGACAAUAACUAUAUGCUAUAGGGUUACUAUAGAGAGACAAUAACUAUAUGCUAUAGGGUUACUAUAGAGAGACUAUAACUCUAUGCUAUAGGGUUACUAUAGAGAGACUAUAACUAUAUGCUCUAGGGUUACUAUAGAGAGACAAUAACUAUAUGCUAUAGGGUUACUAUAGAGAGACUAUAACUAUAGAGCUGAGUUACUAUAGAGAGACUAUAACUAUAUGCUAUAGGGUUACUAUAGAGAGACUAUAACAAUAUGCUAUAGGGUUACUAUAGAGAGACUAUAACUAUAGAGCUGAGUUACUAUAGAGAGACUAUAACUAUAUGCUAUAGGGUUACUAUAGAGAGACUAUAACUAUAGAGCUGAGUUACUAUAGAGAGACUAUAACUAUAUGCUAUAGGGUUACUAUAGAGAGACUAUAACUUUCUAUAGAGACCUGUCCCACCUAACAAAGCUGGGUUAUUAUAGAGAGACUAUAACUAUAGAGUUUGAAUGGAAUAAUGGACUAAUGUCUCAUUAUUGUAAUGUAUCAGGUAUAUCAACCAGACCACAGGACUAAUGUCUCCUGGUACAGACUCUCUUAUGUCCAGUACCUGAUCAUCAGGUAUAUCAACCAGACCACAGGACUAAUGUCUCCUGGUACAGACUCUCUUAUGUCCAGUACCUGAUCAUCAGGUAUAUCAACCAGACCACAGGACUAAUGUCUCCUGGUACAGACUCUCUUAUGUCCAGUACCUGAUCAUCAGGUAUAUCAACCAGACCACAGGACUAAUGUCUCCUGGUACAGACUCUCUUAUGUCCAGUUAGAAUUUGUUGAAAUGUUUAUAUUGUAGCUUCAACCUGUCAGCUUCUAUUGUAGCUUCAACCUGUCAGCUUCUAUUGUAGCUUUAACCUGUCAGCUUCAACCUGUCAUCUUCUAUUGUAGCUUCUAUUGUAGCUUCAACCUGUCAGCUUCUAUUGUAGCUUCAACCUGUCAGCUUCUAUUGUAGCUUCAACCUGUCAACUUCAACCUGCUUCUGUGAACAAGACUGAUAAAACCAUUUAUUGAAAUGUUUAUAUUUUAGCUUCAUGUCAAUGUGCCAGUUUUUUAUUUGACUUUAAGUGUUAAAUUUUGCUCUACUUUUUUAUUGUCACCUUGAUUAUAUACAGAGGGGUCAAAUUAUUGACACCCUUGCUGAAGAUCAUGACUAUAUUAAAUAAAUAAUGUACUGACCUAUUGUAUGCUCAAAAUACAUUGUAAAUUAUAUUAUUUUAAAAUAAUAUAAUUGUUCAGAGAAAUAUAUGUUUGUGUAAUGUAUUUUUGUUGUAAAAGGUUAGGGGUCAAAAUGAUUGACAGCCAAAAUCUACAGGAGUGUGAUGAUGUCAUUGCUAUGAAUAUAGAACCAGAUACUGACCUUGUGACUAGUUUAUUACUCUUUAGGGGGGUCAAUCAUUUAGAAAAUAAAUACUACUUGUUAAACUAAAUAUUUUAAUCAGAUCAAUCGUAUUAGUAUAAAAUAAUAUAAUUGACAUGUUGUUGAGCAGAUGAUAGAGCUCAGUAUUUAAAUUAUUCAUCUAUAAGUCCAGACCCACUGUAUAUUAUAUAUUGAUCAUGUUUAUACAGUCAUUAUUAUCUUUAUCAAGGGUGUCUAUAAUUCCAGACCCACUGUAUAUUAUAUAUUGAUCAUGUAUAUACAGUCAGUAUUAUCUUUAUCAAGGGUGUCUAUAAUUCCAGACCCACUGUAUAUUAUAUAUUGAUGUAUUUUAUACAGUCAUUAUUAUCUUCAUCAAGGGUGUCUAUAAUUCCAGACCCACUGUAUAUUAUAUAUUGAUGUAUUUUAUACAGUCAUUAUUGUCUUCAUCAAGGGUGUCUAUAAUUCCAGACCCACUGUAUAUUAUAUAUUGAUGUAUUUUAUACAGUCAUUAUUAUCUUUAUCAAGGGUGUCUAUAAUUCCAGACCCACUGUAUAUUAUAUAUAGAUGUAUUUUAUACAGUCAUUAUCUUUAUCAAGGGUGUCUAUAAUUCCAGACCCACUAUAUAUUAUAUAUUGAUGUAUUUUAUACAGUCAUUAUUAUCUUUAUCAAGGGUGUCUAUAAUUCCAGACCCACUGUAUAUUAUAUAUUGAUGUAUUUUAUACAGUCAUUAUUAUCUUUAUCAAGGGUGUCUAUAAUUCCAGACCCACUGUAUAUUAUAUAUUGAUGUAUUUUAUACAGUCAUUAUUAUCUUUAUCAAGGGUGUCUAUAAUUCCAGACCCACUGUAUAUUAUAUAUUGAUCAUGUUUAUACAGUUGAAUGGUAUUUUCCAUGUAUUGAUGAUUUAUUGUUUUAAUAAACUAUGACACCAUUGUGUCAGAACGUGA